This is a messenger RNA of Drosophila albomicans, 1672 nucleotides long. RefSeq names its product glutamyl-tRNA(Gln) amidotransferase subunit B, mitochondrial (gene GatB). The record is from RefSeq and is a predicted model, not a curated record. Gene Ontology annotation, biological process: mitochondrial translation; glutaminyl-tRNAGln biosynthesis via transamidation. Lineage: Eukaryota; Metazoa; Arthropoda; Insecta; Diptera; Drosophilidae. The transcript has 8 exons. Gene Ontology annotation, molecular function: glutaminyl-tRNA synthase (glutamine-hydrolyzing) activity. Bases 86 to 1636 code for a protein of 516 amino acids.
AAGCGCAACGGCUGUUCUCGUGACACGGCUGUCGCAAUCAGCUGUUGCGGUUAUCAAAUCGCAGCCGGUUUCAAAUUGGAAACAAAUGCGGAAUUACAUCGUUGUGCGACGACUGGCAACACAGCCAAAACUAGCCAAUGCUCCCAAGCGUAAAUGGAAAAGCGUCGUUGGCUUGGAGGUGCAUGCCCAAAUCGCCAGCGUCUCCAAACUGUUCUCGGGCAGCGGCACCGCUUUUGGAGCACCGCUAAACACUGGAGUGGCCUACUUUGAUGCCUCCAUACCAGGCACACUGCCGGUGCUCAAUAGAAAGUGCGUGGAGUCGGGCAUCAAGACAGCUUUGGCGCUUGGCUGUCGUGUAAACGAGGUGUCCAUGUUCGAUCGCAAGCAUUACUUCUAUGCUGAUUUGCCAAACGGCUAUCAGAUUACACAACAACGCGCUGCAUUGGCCAACAAUGGUCUGAUGACGUUUCCCGUCAUAACUCCUGGCAAAAAAGUCUAUUACAAGUCUGUGAAUCUGCUGCAAUUGCAGCUGGAGCAGGACAGCGGCAAGUCGCUGCAUGACGAUUAUCUGAAACGUAGUCUAGUGGAUCUAAAUCGAGCUGGUUUGCCGCUCAUGGAAUUGGUCUUUGCGCCAGAUCUGGAGACGGGUGAAGAGGCGGCAUCGCUAGUCAAGGAGCUGAUGCUUAUAUUGCGACGACUGCAAACCUGCAGCUGCAAAAUGGAAGAGGGUGCUCUGCGUGUGGAUGCGAAUAUAUCCAUACACCAAGAGGGCGACCCUUUGGGCGUGCGUACUGAGGUCAAGAACAUUGGCUCCGUGCGUAGCAUCUCGCAGGCCAUCAGCUAUGAGAUCAAUCGCCAGCUGGAGCUGGUAGCCGACGGCGGCGUCGUCACAAACGAGACACGCAACUGGGAUGCCGAGAAUAGACGCACUGUGGCCAUGCGUGACAAGGAAGUGCUGCAGGAUUAUCGCUUUAUGCCUGAGCCCAAUCUGCCGCCACUCCAUCUAAACCUGAAGCCAGGUUGUCGUUCCACCAAAGAACUGAUAUCAGUAGCUGAGCUAAGCGAGCAGAUUCCAGAGCUGCCGGAGCACACGCGACAGCGUCUCAUGGAGCACUACAAGCUCAAUGCGGAGACGGCAAUUAUUCUAGUGAAUGAGCCUGUGCUGCUCGAGCAUUUUGUGAACAUCAGCAAGAGCUUGGCUGGCGUCCCAACCAAAGUGAUUACCAACUUCUUAAUCAACGACUUGCUGACCUACUGCAACAAGCUUAAUUUGGACGUAGACGAUUGUGCCAUCAGCGCUGAGGCUUUGAAGGAUGUGCUGCAAGCGUUGCAUGCGGAGCAAAUCAAUUUGCAAGCAGCACGUCAGCUCAUACAACUUUUGCACAAUAAUCCCAGUCAGACUGUGAGCCAGCUCGUAACGGAGAAUAAUCUACAACAGAUCUGCGAUCUGGCCAGCAUUGAAGCCUAUUGCCAGCAGGCAAUAGCCAACCAGCCGAAGGCUGUGCAGCAGUAUCAAAAAGGCAAGUCCAAGGCGCUCUUUGCCAUCGUUGGCGAGGUGGCCAAGUUGUCGGCGCAAAAGGCCAACAUGAAGCUAGCAGUUGAGUGUCUGGAAAAGCUGCUUAAGAAGCAGCAAUAAAUAAGGAUAACUUAAAGCUUAAAGUGUUGUUCGUGU